This is a messenger RNA of Rhinichthys klamathensis goyatoka, 854 nucleotides long. Its product is annotated as Immunoglobulin superfamily member. Lineage: Eukaryota; Metazoa; Chordata; Actinopteri; Cypriniformes; Leuciscidae. The coding region runs from base 77 to 751 and encodes 224 amino acids. The transcript is spliced from 3 exons. The record is from RefSeq and is a predicted model, not a curated record. Gene Ontology annotation, cellular component: membrane.
UGGUGGUGUUGGAGGGGGAGACAAAGUGUAGCUCUGUCAGCUCUGUGUCAGUGUGUGACACUUCUCUGAGACAGAUAUGGCUUUCCUCAGUCUCUUAACUUCUAGAACCUUACUUAGUCACCUUUUCCUCUCUGCCCUCACAGGUGGGCAUCUUUCUCUUUGUCUACUUGUAAAUGCGUCCAUUAUCACCAAUCAAACUCCCCUGACCAUCCUCAUCACGUCCACAACAGAGGUUUUACCUGCUCUGCCGGCUGUCAAACCUCCAGGCCCACAGGGGGUGUCAAUUUUACAACAGCCUCCAAAGGCAAAAGCUGUGGAAGGGGAGAAUGUGAUGUUACCCUGUUUUUUAAAAAGUGGUGUGGAUGAAGUACUGGCUGUGGAGAACGUGAGCUGGUAUGUGCUGAGUUUGGAGGAAAGGAGGAAUGUUCUACAUGGAAAUGAGACGGUGGAGGAUGUGUUUGCUGGUCGUGUGUUUUUGUCUGGUGAUCUGCCUAUGGGAGAUCUAUCUAUGACACUAAGGAACAUUUCAGUGGAAGAUCAAGGAUUAUAUUUGUGUGCCUUCAUAUCAACAAACUCAACUAUUCUUCAUGGAGGUGGGACCAAACUCAGCAUCCGCAAAGAGCUGGGUGUGAUUGAAGAGUCGGUGGGCACUAUGAUUGGCAUCGUUGUGGCAGUUGUUGGCGUGGCAGCGGGGCUGGUUGCUGUGAUACUGACUCAGUUCAGGGACAAACUAAACUGCCUGCCGAAAUGAAGUGGGAGCCACGGCUUUGGUGGUUAAAAGUGCGGAGAGGUUACGGUAAAGGCCAAAGGUAAAAGAGAACAAGCGCACAUACUCUCACAGUCAAACUGCCAAG